Messenger RNA from Ogataea haglerorum, 774 nucleotides. RefSeq lists its product as uncharacterized. The transcript has 2 exons. The record is from RefSeq and is a predicted model, not a curated record. NCBI's taxonomy places the organism in Eukaryota, Fungi, Ascomycota, Pichiomycetes, Pichiales, Pichiaceae. The coding region runs from base 1 to 774 and encodes 257 amino acids.
AUGUUCAAGCAGAUCGACAUUGAGUCGCUGGUGGGGCCCGUCGUGGCGCAGGUGGCAGAGAAGCUGGGCGGAUCCAGAAUCGGCAAAAAAUUUCUGUACCCGAGCUGUUUGAGGGUGCACUUCUCGAUGCUGUUCCUACCACGGCUGCUGGAGCACAGUGGGCCUCAGACGGCGUUUAGGUUCAUGGACUGGGCGCAGACGCCGCCAAGCCCGCGGCUGGUUAGAGCAUUUGUUCUGUUUUUCCUGCGACGGCAGCCGUGCGAGAUCUGGAACGCGGUGGCUGCCAUCAAUUAUUUCCGCACGCACUACGGGUACAGAUGUGAUGCGAAAUACGACAAGCAGCUGGCGUUCAAGCCGCUGUACAACGCUGCGCGCGAACGGCAGCUGGACGUGCGAGUGCUCAAAGUGCUGUACCGCGAGUCAUUCUGGCGGGACCGGGACGGGGUUGUGCGCUGUGCCGUGAAGGAAUCGCGGCUUGACCGAGCCGUCGCAGAGCCGCUCUCCGAGAGCGACCGUGCGUGGGCACAGGACGUGAUGGACAUUUGCUGGCCUGUCGACCAGGCGGGCUCGCCGCUCAAAACAGAGGUCAUUAGAAGAACCUGGUGUCGGCACGUUUUGCCGGUCCCGCUGGCGGAGACCACGCCUGCAGAGACCUCUAACGACGGGCAGCACAAGGCCGUGGAUCCUGAGCACACGCCGGCGGCCGGAGUGUGUCUGGACGCCGCGAAACUACAGUCUGCUACGGCCGGCGGCCUCUCGCGUGGACUCAGCUAG